AUGCUGACUAUUGCUGUGGUUGAUGAAGAGGACCAGAUUCUAGACAUGAGGAAUUCGGAACCCAGUCCGCCUCCAAGAUACCUUGGGUUUGUUGCAGGGAUGUUCUCUGGUGUAACCAAGAAUGCGGUAGGACAUCCAUUUGAUACCGUAAAGGUGAGGUUACAAACUGCACCUGAGGGGAGAUUUAAAGGUCCUAUGGAUUGUGUAUUGCAGACGUUCCGUAACGAAGGUCUCAAAGGGUUUUAUAAGGGGUUCACUCCUCCAUUGGUUGGAUGGGUCCUCAUGGAUUCUGUCAUGUUAGGAUCAUUGCAUUUAUAUAGAAGAUUGGUUAAGGAAAACUUUUACCCUGAAGAGAAAAAAUUGCCUUUAUUAGGUCAUGUCAUAGCAGGGCUAGGAAGUGGAUGGACGGUAUCAUUUGUUGCUGCUCCUAUAGAACAGUUUAAGGCAAGAUUACAAGUGCAAUAUGAUGCAAAGACUAAGUUAUACACUGGUCCAGUAGAUGUCGCCCGUAAGCUUUAUCAAACAUGUGGUAUCCGAGGUAUUUAUAGUGGGUUAUUAGCUACCAUGAUAUUCCGAACCAAUUUUAUUUUCUGGUGGGGGUCUUAUGAAUUGUUCACUCGUUAUUUUGAAGACAAUACUAAACUUUCUAAACCCUCUAUCAACUUCUGGUCUGGUGGAUUAUCUGCCACGGUAUUCUGGAUCUUUGCUUAUCCAGUUGAUGUGGUCAAGCAGGUCAUCAUGACAGACAAUCCCAAGAGAUCUGAAAAGAAGUUCCCAAGGUGGAUUGAUGCUGCCAAAUACAUUAAAGACACCAGAGGUUGGGGUGGUUUCAUGAGAGGGUUUGGACCUUCAAUCUUAAGAUCUUUCCCUGCUAAUGCAGCUGCUUUAGCUGCCUUUGAAGCGGUCAUGAGAGUAUUACAUUGA
Lizanozyma spartinae is the source of this 924-nucleotide messenger RNA. RefSeq lists its product as uncharacterized. Lineage: Eukaryota; Fungi; Ascomycota; Pichiomycetes; Serinales; Debaryomycetaceae. The transcript has a single exon. The record is from RefSeq and is a predicted model, not a curated record. Gene Ontology annotation, molecular function: transmembrane transporter activity. Bases 1 to 924 code for a protein of 307 amino acids. Gene Ontology annotation, biological process: transport.